AUGCCCGAAAAACCAUUUUCAGUUUCGGAAUUCCUCCGAGAAACUUGGGAUGACUACAACUCGCCAACAACUUCAAACUUCACCUCAAAGUUGGGGGUCUGCAAAAAUUUUAUCGGCCAGCAUGAAGAGGCCAUAGACUUUGACAGAAACAACUUGACAAAGUUAAAAAAAUCAUUGAAAGCUCUCUCAAGCUCUGGCAGUCUGCACGUAUCAAAUGAGACAUUGAUAGCAGAGAGUUUGUUGAAGUUGAGUCAGGGGGCCCAGCACGAAGAUGACGUCGGCAUCAUGACUGCCUAUUUCAAGUUCUCAGUCGUCACAAGGGAACUUUCUGUACUACUCAAGCAUCUAAUGCAGAAACUGAACAACUCGGUGAUGUUCAGUUUGGACAACUUCUUGAAAGGUGACCUGGCCGGGGUGAAGGGGGACCUCAAGAAACCAUUCGAUAAGGCAUUCAAAGAAUACGAAAUCAAAUUGUUUGCCACUAGCAAGAUAGAGAAGGAGAAGAAGCAAAUAGCUAGAGAUGCUGGUAUGAUUAAGACCGAAGUCACGGGGCCCGAGGUGGCUGAGGAGAUGGAGAGGGAAAGGAGAGUACUGCAACUGCAAGCCUGCGAGUACCUGCUGAAGGUAAAUGAGAUAAAAACGAAGAAGGGAGUGGACUUGCUGAAUCACUUUGUGGAGUUCUACCACGCUCAAAACAAUUACUUCCAAGACGGCCUGAAGACAUUGGAACAUUAUCAAUGCUACUUUGAAGAGCUCACCGUUGAGCUCACAAAACUUCGCACUAGACAGGAUCAGGAAAAGAAGGAACUGGCCGAAAUCAGAGAUGUGCUGAAGAAAUCUGUGGCAGCCUUCAAUAAAGAUAUGACCACGCAGUCGAAUGUGCAGCAGCAGCAGUCAGUUUACAGGCUGCACCAGCUGCAAGGCAACAAGGUUUUUGGCUGCGAGAGGACAGGCUGGCUGCUUAAAAAGAGUGAAGGAAAGAUGAGAAAAGUCUGGCAGAGGAGGAAAUGUUGUGUUAAGGAUGGGAACUUGUAUAUCAGUCAUUCAGAUGCUACGAAGGAUCCAGUAAGAUUGAACUUGCUCACUUGCCAAGUCAAGUUGAUUCCAGACGAUCCGGGCAGGAAAUGUUUCGAUUUGGUGUCCAGUUCGGAAAACAGGACGUACCACUUCCAAGCGGAUGACCCCCAGGAGCUCGAGGCUUGGACGUCGGUCCUGAACAACGCAAAGAACUCGAUCCUCAUGAAAGCAUUUCAGUCUCCAGCGGGACCCACUUCUCCGAGCCACAGAUACCACCAACAGCAGCAGCACAGCAAAUCCUCAUCAUCCACUUCCUCCAACCCCUGCCUCAUGUCUUCCACAUCCACCUCUUCUGAUUACUACGAUCUGAGGUUACAGGAACUUUCGAAGGCAGUCCUUCAGAAGGUCAAACAGCUGAAGGGCAAUGAUAAAUGUUGCGAUUGUUCCUGUCCAAAUCCGGAAUGGUUGUCGGUGAACUUGGGCGUGUUGAUAUGUCUGGAGUGUUGUGGAGUGCAUCGGGACAUGGGGGUCCACGUAUCCAGGACGCAAUCCAUCGUCAUCGACGACAUUGUUACCUCGCAGCUGCUCCUGGCCAGGGUGAUGACCAAUCAGGGCUUCAACGACAUAAUGGAGGCCACACUCGAUCCUAAAUACAAGCCUGAGCCUAAGAGCACAAUGGAGGAGAAGAAGCAUUUCAUAAAGCAGAAGUACGAGAAGCGCAAAUUUGCCAUCGUGACGAGCGUCGAAGUUGAGGACAGGCGGCAGGAUCUGAAGCAGGCCAUCUACGCUGGCGACAUCUACGCCCUGCUGCAGGUCUACGCUGAGGGAGUCGACUUCAUGGAGCCUCUGCCCGAUAUGGCAAACAAGGAGAACGCUCUGCACCUAGCCAUCAAGCAGGAAGAUGGCUACCACUUGUUCAUCGUUGACUUCAUCAUCCAGAACACGAGCAGCAAAGAACUUGGAUGUCAGACGAGCGAAGGUAACAACGCGUUGCACCUCUGUGCCCUUGAGGACAAAUCGGAGUGCAUGAAGUUGGUGUUGAGGUCGAACCCCGGCCUAUGUGACUGGUCGAACAAGGCCGGUCAAACUGCCAUGCAGAUCGCCAUGCAGAGAGGCAGUGACCUCUGCGUUGAGUUGAUAAACCAUGCGCUGGCUGGGAAGUCCGAUAUGUUUGAACACGUGAACAUUGAUUGGCAGUUCGUUCAGGAUGAUCUGAACCAUGACAUGGUUGACUACAGUGAUGAUGAUUUGGACUGGGAUACCAUAGCGUCAUCGUCGUCAUCUGCAGCAGCAGUUGGACCAAACAGCAACGCCAGUACAAUAACCAAUCGAACAAGAUCUAGACCCGGAAGUUUAGUGAUGACGUCAGAGGCCCUCAAUACUCUGACAGCCAAUCAGAGAUCGCUUACAAUCGACAACCUCCUACCACCGCAGCCAAUGCCAAGGAUCAAAGGAUCAAGCGUCCAAUUAGCAAGCAACAAUUUGAACUCAUCUCAAACUUCAUUGGUCAACAACGGUAUGAACGAUUCGACCAAUAGCGUGCAAUCUCACUCGGCGACGACAACGAUGCCAGCCAAUCAGCAUCAUCUCUACAGAAAGAAAGGUCCGCCCCCUCCGCUCCCGUUGAACAUCAACAGCCGGAGUCACAUCAGGAAUCCAUCUGAUCCUGGACUCAAUAGAAUGAACCACUCUGUACUGUUGGAGCUAAGGAAUCAUAGAAGGGAUUCAAGUUCUUUGGCUCCAACAUUAUCAACAAUACAAGGAAACAACAACAAUAAUAACAACAAUAACAAUAAAAAUAACAAUAAUAAUAAUAUUCCACCCGCUCUUCCCCCAAAACCGAACAAUCGCCUAAGAAGCCAGAUGCUCGAUCUAAUGAUUGACAGUCCGCAAGUCCUUUCCCCGACGUUUCACACUUUCCAACCGACCAAUCAGAACAGAGAACCAACCAGUGCUUCAGCCAAUAAAACUGCUCCUUUUAGCUACCUAACUGGUAUCAACAAAAAGCUUUCAACGAUAGCAGCCUCGCCAUCGUCGUCGUCGUCUGCACUCGUUACGUCAUCGUCGUCAUCAGCCUCAACAACGACAGCAGCUCACGGUAACAACAUCAGCAGCAGCAGCAGCGGUGGUGGCAGCAGCGGCUUCAGGCAGAGAUACGUUGCAGACCACAACUGUGAGGCGGAUAAUGAAGAUGAACUUUCAUUCGGAGAGGGAGAGGUCAUCCUCUUCAUCAGAGAGGACGAUGAGGAUUGGAGGGGGAAAUUGAGGGAGAUCCGAGGAGAAGGGGCCUUUUCCCGGCCAGUUUCGUCUCCAUGCUACCUAACAACCCUAAUCAGCAUCAUCAACACCAGCUACAACAACAUCAACAUCAGCAACUACAACAACAACAUCAUCAACAACAUCAACACCAGCAACAACAACAAUAUCAGCAGCAACAACAUCUUCAACAACAACAACAACAUCAGCAACAACUACAACAACAACAACAACAUAUGCAACAACAACAACAUCAGCAACAACAACAACAUCAGCAACAACAACAACAUCAGCAACAACAACAACAUCAGCAACAACAACAACAUCAGCAACAAGUAA
This is a messenger RNA of Helobdella robusta, 3612 nucleotides long. RefSeq lists its product as hypothetical. Gene Ontology annotation, biological process: positive regulation of GTPase activity. Gene Ontology annotation, molecular function: GTPase activator activity; protein binding. The record is from RefSeq and is a predicted model, not a curated record. NCBI's taxonomy places the organism in Eukaryota, Metazoa, Annelida, Clitellata, Rhynchobdellida, Glossiphoniidae. Gene Ontology annotation, cellular component: cytoplasm. The coding region runs from base 1 to 3612 and encodes 1203 amino acids. The transcript is spliced from 25 exons.